UUCACAUCAGUCUUUGUCAGCUCUCAGCAACACAUCCUGCGAACUAGCUCCUACCACACAGAACACAGGGAGCCAGAGAAUGGCAGUGCUGGGGGCUCUUACUUGCAUCCACACUCAUCUGCAAACCUCUUUUACCUUCACUGUAAAACUUGGAGCUAAUAGGAGGAACCUCUCAGAAGUCUAAGGGGACUUGCAUUGCAGUUGGCUACUAAGAUUGCAUCUGCCUCUUUACUCCAGUGUUUGGUUGUUUGCUGUAGAAAAUACACUUUAAAGGAUUUUCGGUAAAUCUGCUAGGAUGGGAGGGGGGAGAUGAGCAGAGAAGGCAGCAGACACUUUCUUCUUCAUCUUAGCAGCAUGAGAGGAGGAGCUGGUCCCUUCUGCAAAGUGGGAAAGGUGAACUGGUUUGUCUAAGGGAAGGCUUGCACAUCAGGAGCUGUGUUGGGUCCAUCUCUACAGGAGAGGGAGAAGACCAUCUGGAUGUGAUCUGAGAAGAGAUGAGUUCCUUAGGAGCUCAGGGUGAUAGGUGUAAAGAGAGCAGCUGAGUGCUUCCAGUUCAAUGGGCUGUGAGCUCAAGGGAGUCAAGUGCAAGAGUUGAGUGUCAGUUCUAAGGAACAUGGGGAGUUCAGAUGAGUGAAGUCUUGCAUGAAGGCUGCUGUGGGCUUUGGAAAAGUACUUGUUCUGGGUGGGAUUUUUUUGUGUAGUUAUCUAGGAGAACUUCAGCUGGGUGUGAUCUCAAAGGAAACCACUUGGGUUGUGAGCACUCAUCUCAGGAGACACAAGAACAGCCAGGCUGUAAGCCAAAGGCAAUUUGCCCUCUCUGCCAACCUGGGUGGAGAGGGGUAGGGAGAGGUCAAACAGAGCAUCAAGCUCCUGGGUUUACAAGGAUGGUGGUAGGAAAUGCCUGGAGACAGGGAGCAGGACAUCUGCAUGAAGGCACUCACCCUGGUGGCGGACCUGUGCAGUAGUGGCAUUGUGGAGAACGAGAACUGCCUGGACUUCAUCUACUACCGGAUAGACAGAGCCAGACCUCGUCUGAAUGACUCAGACGUUUCUGUGAGCUUGCUGUCUCUUUUGGUAACAGCCUGUGGACUUGCCCUCUUUGGUGUAUCACUUUUUGUUUCAUGGAAACUUUGCUGGAUUCCUUGGAGAGAACGUGGCUUCAAAGGAAUUAAAGAACAUGAGCAUUUGAACUAUACUGACAGUGACACGAAUGAGCAUGACUACAGCGAUAACUAUCUGGGCCAGCCCCCUCUAUUUCCAGAGUCAUCCAUGAAGAUCAGCCAUACGUCCCCCGAUAUUCCAUUGGAAGCCAAGACUGCCAACAAGGAAAACUGUGUUCACAAUGUGCGGAUGCAUCGGCAAAUCACGGAACCAACCUCUUCUGCCAGACACAACUCCAUCAGAAGACAGCUGAACCUCUCAAAUCCUGAUUUCAAUAUCCAGCAGUUUCAGAAACAGGAACAACUAACAGGAAUUGGUCGUAUCAAACCAGAACUCUACAAACAAAGAUCUGUGGAGACCGAUGAUGGUCGAAAAAACAAUAGCAAGUCUUGUGGGAAACUCAAUUUUAUCAUUAAAUAUGACUGUGACUUGGAAAAACUUAUAGUAAAGAUUCAUAAGGCAGUUGGCCUGCCAGCAAAGGAUUUCUCGGGAACAUCAGAUCCUUAUGUUAAGAUUUAUUUGCUUCCAGAUCGAAAAACAAAACACCAGACUAAAGUCCAUCGGAAGACACUAAAUCCAGUGUUUGACGAAGUUUUUUUAUUUCCUGUCCCCUAUAAUGAGUUGCCCACCAGAAAACUCCACUUUUCUGUUUAUGAUUUUGACCGUUUCUCAAGGCAUGAUGUCAUUGGACAGGUCAUAGUGGAUAACUUUUUAGAUUUGGCAGAUUUUCCUAGGGAAAGUAACAUCUGGAGGGACAUCGAACACGUCACCAAUGAUAAUGUUGACCUUGGUGACUUGAUGUUCUCUCUCUGCUACCUCCCUACUGCCGGAAGACUUACCAUCACUAUCAUAAAGGCAAGAAACCUUAAGGCUAUGGAUAUCACAGGGGCUUCUGAUCCCUAUGUGAAGGUGUCAAUAAUGUGUGAAGGGAGGAGGCUGAAGAAAAGGAAAACAUCUACGAAGAGGAAUACAUUAAAUCCUGUUUAUAAUGAAGCCAUAGUAUUUGAUGUACCGCCAGAAAAUAUUGAUCAGAUCAGCCUGUUAAUAGCUGUGAUGGAUUACGACCGUGUAGGUCACAAUGAGGUCAUUGGGAUAUGUCAAGUAGGCAACGACGCAGAGAGCUUGGGUCGUGAACAUUGGAGCGAAAUGCUGUCCUAUCCACGAAAGCCCAUCGCCCACUGGCAUCCACUUGUCGAGUGGUCUGCUCAAAACGCAGCAACUGGCAAUGGAUCAUGCAAUUCUCUGAAGGGUCCACCAUCUCCGUGAACACAGUGAAGGUCAAGCUUGUAAUAUGGUAUAUUAAGGAACGCUGGCUUCACGCACUACUGCGUCCUUUCAAGUCAGAAGAAAGAGUAUGGACACUAGAAGAUUUAAUAGGGGACAUAUAUGACAUCUGGUGCCAGGAUGAAGUUGCUGUAACCCAUGGCAACCGUGUAGAUCAUAGCAGUCAGUUGUAGAAACAUAUAACAGAGCCAUGAUUUUUGCAUCUUUUCUGGGGCGCAGGUUUUCAUAAAUGUUCCUGAGUGUGCGUUACUUGUUCUUUUGUUCAUUUCAUUCCUACCCAUCUUUUCCUUUCCACUUAAUGAUGACGUCACUAGAUUUGGAAUGUUUUUUCAAUGGCAUGCUGCUUAGUUCCACUUACAUAACCUGCUCACAUCAUAUCAUUCUAUGGCCCGUGUUGGUUUUCUAUUAACAUUGGUUCAUCCACAGCUAACAUUAUUCUUUCCAGUCUCUUAAUUCAAUAUGUUCUCUUCAGUAUUAUCAUUGUUUUCAUAAUAGUAAAAUUCGGCGUCCCCCUUGACUGAUGUUUUUGAGGUUAUGUACGAAUAGGGAUGUGGACAUGCACAGUGUAGUAGGAACCAUCAAAGAGAAUUUACACCCAAUUUUUUUUCUUAUAGAUAUAUGAACAUUUAUUCAAUCAUUGGUUGGCAGAAACCACUUUCAGUUGGGUUUAUUGUGAAUAACAAUGACUCACGCUUGACUUCAGCAUUAUUGUGUAAUGAAGAAGGCUUCAGGUGACAUGGAAAGUUGUUUUCCCACCACUUUUUUCUUUUAGGAAAUAUUAAGGUCAUGUACAGUCAUGGCUGUAAAUGUUGGCACCCCUGAAAUGUUUUAAGAAAAUGAAGUAUUUCUCACAGAAAAGGAUUGCAGUAACAUAUGUUUUGCUAUACACAUGUUUAUUCCUUUUGUGUGUAUUGGAACUAAACCAAAAAAGGGAGGGAAAAAAAAGCAAAUUGGACAUAAUGUCACACCAAACUCCAAAAAUGGGCUGGACAAAAUUAUUGGCACCCUUUCAAAAUUGUGGAAAAAUAUGAUUGUUUCAAGCAUGUGAUGCUCCUUUAAACUCACCUGGGGCAAGUAACAAGGUGUGGGCAAUAUAAAAAUCACACCUGAAAGCAGAUAAAAAGGAGAGAAGUUCACUUACUCUUUACAUUGUGUGUCUGUGUGUGCCACACUAAGCAUGGAUAAGAGAAAGAGGAGAAGAGAACUGACUGAGGACUUGAGAACCAAAAUUGUUGAAAAAUAUCAUUAAUAUCAAGGUUACAAGUCCAUUUCCAGAGAUCUAGAUUUGCCUUUGUCCACAAUGCGCAACAUUAUCAAGAAGUUUGCAACCCAUGGCACUGUAGCUAAUCUCCCUGGGCGUGGACUGAAGAGAAAAAUUAAUGAAAAGUGUCAAAGCAGGAUAGUCCGGAUGGUGCAUAAGCAGCCCCAAACAAGUUCCAAAGAUAUUCAAGCUGUCCUGCAGGCUCAGGGAGCAUCAGUGUCAGCGCAAACUAUCUGUCAACAUUUAAAUGAAAAAAUGAAAUGAAACGCUAUGGCAGGAGACCCAGGAGGACCCCACUGCUGACACAGAGAGAUAAAAAAACAAGACUACAUUUUGCCAAAAUGAACUUGAGUAAGCCAAAAUCCUUCUGGGAAAACGUCUUGUGGACAGAUGAGACCAAGAUAGAGCAUUUUGGUAAAGCACAUCAUUCUACUGUUUACUGAAAACAGAACACAGUACCUACAGUGAAAUAUGGUGGAGAUUCAAUGAUGUUUUGGUUUUUUUUUUGCAGUCUCUGGCACUGGGUGCCUUGAAUCUGUGCAAGGCAUCAUGAAAUAUGAGGAUUACUAACGGAUUUUGGGUUGCACUGUACAGCGCAGUGCCAGAAAGCUGGGUUUGUUUCCAAGAUCUUGGGUCUUCCAGCAGGACAAUGACCCCAAACAUACAGCAAAAAGCACCCAGAAAUGGAUGGCAAGAAAGCGCUGGAGAGUUCUGAAGUGGCAGCAAUGAGUCCAGAUCUAAAUCCCAUUGAACAACUGUGAAGAGAUCUUAAAAUUGCUGUUGGGAGAAGGCGCCCUUCCAAUAAGAGAGACCUGGAGCAUUUUCCAAAGGAAGAGUGGUCCAACAUUCCGGCUGAGAGGUGUAAGAAGCUUAUUGAUGUUUAUAGGAAGUGAAUGAUUUCAGUUAUUUUUUCCAAAGGGUAUGCAACCAAAUAUUAAGUUAAGAGUUCCAAUGAUUUUGUCCAGCCCAUUUUUGGAGUUUGGUGUAACAUUAUGUCCAAUUUGAUUUUUUUCUCCCUUUUUUGGUUUAGUUCCAAU
Molecule: messenger RNA, 4743 nt
Organism: Hyla sarda
Lineage: Eukaryota; Metazoa; Chordata; Amphibia; Anura; Hylidae
Gene: SYT9
Product: synaptotagmin 9
Exons: 7
Coding region: 898-2427 (509 amino acids)
Biological process (GO): cellular response to calcium ion; regulation of dopamine secretion; calcium-ion regulated exocytosis
Cellular component (GO): dense core granule; membrane
Molecular function (GO): clathrin binding; calcium ion binding; calcium-dependent phospholipid binding
Source: RefSeq, a predicted model, not a curated record